Messenger RNA from Bufo gargarizans (Asiatic toad), 2154 nucleotides. RefSeq names its product E3 ubiquitin/ISG15 ligase TRIM25-like. The transcript has a single exon. Bases 64 to 1785 code for a protein of 573 amino acids. NCBI's taxonomy places the organism in Eukaryota, Metazoa, Chordata, Amphibia, Anura, Bufonidae. The record is from RefSeq and is a predicted model, not a curated record. Gene Ontology annotation, molecular function: zinc ion binding; protein binding.
CUCCGCCCUCUGUAGGAAGUGAAGAAACCUUUUCACUUUCGAUUCCUGCUCUUCCUCACUACAAUGGCGUCUGCUGAGCUGAGGGACGAGCUGAACUGCUCCAUCUGCCUGAGCCUCUAUACGGAUCCCGUAUCCCUGAGAUGUGGACACAACUUCUGCCGCUGGUGUAUUGUAAGUGUGCUGGAUGCACAGGAGGCAGACGGAGUGUAUUCCUGUCCUGACUGCAGAGCAGAAUAUCCAGAGCGUCCGGCCCUGGAGAAGAACAGGAAGCUAAGUAAUAUAGUAGAGCGUUUCUUAUCUACUCAGCCUGAUAUGGAGAAGAUCAGAACCUUCUGUAGUUACUGCACAAAGUCUCCUGUACCAGCUGUGAGGUCAUGUCUGCAGUGUGAGAACUCUCUAUGUGAUGACCACCUGACCGUUCACAACCAGACGAUGGAUCAUGUAUUAUCAGAACCCACCAGCUCCUUUGGCAACAAAAAAUGUUCCAUCCACAAGAAGGUUCUGGAGUAUUACUGCCCGCAGGACGCGGCUUGUCUAUGUGUGUCUUGCUGUCUGGUUGGCAAGCACAGGGGACAUCAGGUGGAACUUCUAGAUGAGGCUUCAGAGAAGAAGAAAAAGAAACUGAAGAAAUAUCUGGAUGAAGUAAACCCACAACGAGCAGAAAUAAAUGCAAGAAUUCAGAGGCUGCACAAUCAUAAGGAGACAAUCCAUGAGAAAGCCUCUGAGAAGAGGAAGAACAUGAAUAAGUUAUUUAUAAACAUUAAGGAGCAACUGGAAAUUGCAGAAAAGAAGGUUCUGAGCGAGAUCUCCAGGCAGGAGAUUAAGAUAGUGUCCCAGAUAGAUGAUCUGAUGAAGAAGAUGGAAAUAAAAGAGGACGAGCUGUCCAGGAUGUUGCAUCAUGUGGAGGAGAUGUGUCGUAUCACUGACCCAAUAAGACUCUUACAAGAAAGUGACAUUACAGUAUGUAGUCCUGGAGAGGAUGAGGACACAGGUGGAGAUGGUGGACAGAUGAAUUCUGAGGAGGUGGGACUGGUCCCAGGACAAGCUGAAGUUCAUGUGUUUGAUAAUGAGACUGACUCAAAAACCAUCCUACAAGAAUCAGACCAAAGAGCAUCCCUUAGUGACAAGAGCGUGGUGACAGAAGAAGCUGCAGUCAGUGACGAUGAGAUGGCUGAUGAUUUGAAAGAUGUUUUGAUCUCAUCAAUUUUACACCGAUCUAUGAAGGAUGUUGUCACCUAUGUAACAUCAGAGCUCGGGGUCCAUGUUCCUGACAUACUGCUGGAUGUGGACACGGCUGAUCCAGACAUGGGGUUAUCAGAAGAUCUGAGAACAGCAACAGAUUUGGACAUAAAUCAGGGCCGACCAGAAUCUUCCGGAAGGUUCCAGGAAUACUGCCAGGUAUUAAGUCGAUGUAGCUUCUCCUCAGGAAGACAUUACUGGGAGGUAGAGUGGAACCAGGCAGGAGAUUGUGGCAUCGGAAUGUCCUAUCCCAGUAUAGAAAGGAAUGGUCAUAAGUCUAGUAUAGGCAAUAAUGAUAAAUCUUGGUGUUUGUUUCUUUCUGAAAAAAGACAUUUAGCAUUGCAUAACUCAGUCAAAAUAAUCCUUGAUGUAAAUCCAACUUGUCCAACAUUUGGAGUCUUCUUAGACUAUGAGGCCGGGCGUCUGUCCUUCUACGAGCUGUGUGACCCCAUCAGACACUUGCACACCUUCCGCGCCUCCUUCACUGAACCCUUACAUGUUAUCCUCUAUGUUUUCAACAGAGCCUCUGUUAAAAUAAGAAGCUGAGUCCCAUGCCGCCCACAUUGUAAUCACUAUAUCGAUCUGUAGAAAAGUUACCUUCAGCAGGACCUUCUGAGAACACAAAACAUAUGGAAGCUGCCAUUUUUCCAGUUUGAUAUAUUUUUUUCCUUCUUUGGAGAUGGUGGGGGGAUGAUUUAUCAUGAGGUGAAUAUUUGAAGUCAGUUUUUCUUAAUGAACCAGCGAUUGUUGUUUUUUUCGGGGGGUGAGGGCAGGGUCGCCUUUCAAGAACUAUAAGGCCUCUUUCACACGGGCGUCGUGUGUGAGGGCCAGAUAGGAUGCGGGUGCGUCGCGGAAAAAAGCGUGAUUUUUCCACAUGAGUGCAAAGCGUUUUAAUGCGUUUUGCACGCAUGUGAG